Messenger RNA from Capsella rubella, 741 nucleotides. RefSeq lists its product as uncharacterized. Lineage: Eukaryota; Viridiplantae; Streptophyta; Magnoliopsida; Brassicales; Brassicaceae. Bases 78 to 674 code for a protein of 198 amino acids. The record is from RefSeq and is a predicted model, not a curated record. The transcript has 2 exons.
CGGCGAAACAAACAACACACGAAAAGAAAAAUCUCGAAAGAAACUUUUUUCAUCGCUUCGAUUUGAUCUUUACUCCAAUGGCUGUCGUCGGCGCUCCUAUAUCGUCUCCGGCGGCUCAUCUCCAAACACGUUUUCUCUCUAAUCCCGUUAUUCCCCGCUUUCGCCGGUCUUUCUCCGCCGGUAAAUCACCAGCUUCUUUCUCUGUCGUGUCCAUGGCUCCUCAGAAAAAGGUGAACAAAUAUGAUGCCAAAUGGAAGAAACAAUGGUACGGAGCUGGAUUGUUCUUCGAAGGUAGUGAGCAAGUAAACGUAGACGUUUUCAAGAAGCUGGAGAAGCGAAAAGUUCUGAGCAACGUUGAGAAAUCUGGCCUGCUCUCAAAAGCAGAGGAGUUGGGACUUACAUUGUCAUCACUUGAGAAGCUUAAAGUCUUCUCCAAAGCAGAGGAGCUUGGUCUUCUCAGUCUCCUCGAAAAUUUAGCCGGAACAUCGCCUGCGGUCUUAGCCUCGGCUGCAUUACCUGCUUUGACGGCUGCAAUUGUAGCCAUUGUGGUGAUCCCGGAUGACUCAACAACUCUGGUGGUAGCUCAGACGGUUUUGGCUGGUGCUCUUGCGCUUACAGGCGUUGUUUUGUUGGUUGGAUCUGUUGUUUUGGAUGGACUUCAAGAAGCUGACUGAUUCUUUCUUUGUAAACCAAACACACAAAAAAAAACUUUUGCCUGUUGACUUUGUCAGUUGCUGAAAA